Molecule: messenger RNA, 1255 nt
Organism: Ogataea polymorpha
Lineage: Eukaryota; Fungi; Ascomycota; Pichiomycetes; Pichiales; Pichiaceae
Exons: 1
Biological process (GO): regulation of gene expression
Cellular component (GO): Rpd3L-Expanded complex; Rpd3L complex; nucleus
Molecular function (GO): histone binding
Source: RefSeq, a predicted model, not a curated record
AUGUCUGACAGUGACCCUAUAGGUGAAGAGAGACGCGAAAAGUACUUCAUAUGGAAAAAGAAUGCGCCACUACUGUAUGACUAUAUUCAGACCACCUCUCUGUUGUGGCCCAGUCUUACAGUCCAAUGGUUUCCCGAUUUAGAGGAGAUAGCCGAUACAGAAUACCAGCAGCACCGACUGUUACUUGGAUCGCAUUCGAGCGGUUUCAGUAAAUGCGAAAGUCUCAACUUGUACGGACUGAAAACACUCAGGAAGACAGCCAAGCUUGUAGACAUCGCCUCAGACUAUGAUCCACUGAAAAAUGAGUUUAUUGUCAAGCGCAAUGACUGGCAUGACACUAAAAUGUCGCUGAUACAAAAGAUACCUCACAGAGGGGAUAUUAAUAGGGCACGCUACAUGCCGCAGAAUCCAGACUUGAUAGCGACUGUCACUAACAGGGGACAUUUAUAUGUGUUUGAUCGCACCAAGAAGCCCAAUAACUAUACGGAGGACGAAAUCGAUGACAGCGCUGACUUGUCUGAUAUCAAGCUGGAUUUCCACCAAAGUGAGGGCUGGGGUCUUGAUUGGAAUAGAUAUAAAGAAGGAGAAUUGGCUUCUGCCUCUUCAGACGGGACGAUCGCUUUAUGGGACCUGACCAAGUUCAAGAAAAACACUAGUGAUAAAAAACCAGCCCAGACGACUGCCACUGGACUCGAGUUUCAAAAACGCAAAUACAAGACUUCAAUCCUUCAGCCGAUGGAAACGGCUGCUGCCCAUGAUUACGGAGUCAAUUGUUUAGAGUAUCUCUAUUUUCACCAAAAUCUUAUAGGAACGGUGGGGGACGAUAAGAAGUUGAAGAUCUUUGAUAGCAGGGCUCGCAUGAGUAGCGUCAAAGAGGACCAGUUGUCCGAGUCGCCAAUCAACGUGGUAUCGUUCAGUCGUGUCAAUGAGUUUGGAUGUGUCAUAGGCACGGAAACAGGAAACAUCUCUCUCCACGAUCUACGUCACAUUGAGGAGCCAGUGAGGAUUGUCAACCAGUCGCACAAUGGAGCGCUCACUUGUGCGUCUUGGAACCCGGAGCGUGGCUCACUACUUGCAACGGGAUCAUCGGACGGAACUGUCAAACUAUGGGACUGGUCUUGUGACCCAGGUGACGAAUUGCGUUUCGUUCAUGGGGGGCACAUGCUUGGCGUUAAUGAUAUUGAUUGGAACCUGCACGACUCCAGGACGCUAGUGAGUUGUUCCGAUGACAAUUCUGUCCAAGUUUGGAAACCAG